UAUGGCUCGUCUGGCAGCUACGGGCGUUUGUUUCAACGCUGCAGCAAGAUGAGCCAACCCAUCAGACGAGGGCGGGGUUAGUGGGGGGAAAAAGUUUCCUGCUGCUCUACGACAACACAAGAAGAUGAAUGUUGGCGUCGCUCACAGCGAGGUGAACCCCAACACACGGGUGAUGAACAGCAGGGGAAUAUGGCUCACCUAUCUUCUACUGACCGUCGCGCUGCACGUCGUCCUGCUCAGCAUUCCUUUUCUCUCUGUGCCGCUUGUCUGGACCCUCACCAACGUCAUCCACAACCUGGCCAUGUAUGUGUUUCUACACACAGUGAAGGGAACUCCUUUUGAAACUCCAGACCAAGGCAAAGCUCGCCUGCUCACACACUGGGAACAGAUGGACUACGGUGUCCAGUUCACCUCAUCACGCAAGUUCCUCACUAUAUCUCCCAUUGUUCUGUAUAUUCUCGCCAGUUUCUAUACGAAGUACGAUCCGACACAUUUCUUCAUCAACACGUGCUCCCUCCUCACCGUCCUCCUGCCAAAACUGCCUCAGUUCCACGGAGUACGGCUGUUUGGCAUCAACAAAUAUUAACUGGAUCUGAAAACACUGGACUUCUCGUUUCGUGUUCCUGCUGGACUGUUUUCUGUUUCCAAGAUGAGACGAGUGUGGAGCGUUCUUAAGAGCGGAGAAACUUUGUGUUGUCAAAGUAAAUAUAUUCCUGAUAUUAAAUCAAAACUCAUGUUUUUGUCAAGAGCAAAGCUGCUUUCAGCUGUUCAUUCACUUUUUUUUUUUUGCACUGGCUGCAAGUUUGUAAAGAUAAGUUUCAAAUUCUUGCCAUAAUUGUGAAUUAAUCUUUUCAUUCAUUUUAUUUAUUUUUUAAUAUUAUUGCAGUGUGUAUUUACACAUCAAACACUUUGCCUUA
Messenger RNA from Nematolebias whitei (Rio pearlfish), 917 nucleotides. RefSeq names its product ORMDL sphingolipid biosynthesis regulator 2 (gene ormdl2). Gene Ontology annotation, cellular component: endoplasmic reticulum membrane. The record is from RefSeq and is a predicted model, not a curated record. Lineage: Eukaryota; Metazoa; Chordata; Actinopteri; Cyprinodontiformes; Rivulidae. Gene Ontology annotation, biological process: intracellular sphingolipid homeostasis; negative regulation of ceramide biosynthetic process; ceramide metabolic process. The transcript has 4 exons. The coding region runs from base 125 to 586 and encodes 153 amino acids.